AUGUCAUGGUUAAGUGAACUUCAAAAAUUGACUUGCAGGAAUGCACAAGAAUCGAGAAGCGUAAAAAAAACUCUUAGGUCAAGACUCCGAAACACACGAGAAUUCCAUCUUACAGCAGUGAACUGUGAUGACAAUAAAUCAACUAAGAAAAGUUGUUGGAUGUUCCCUAUCCUUAAUACUCAGCUAUUGUUCUGUCUCGUCUUCUAUACUGUAUAUGCACAUAGAAAUAAAAUCGGAAGGAAUUUCGCUUUAUUGGACUUCAUGAUUGCGCUUACAUUUACUUGUUCGCAGAAGACAAAAGACGGCAGUCAUAUGUUUAUGAAGAACAAGCGGACAAGCGAGCCAGUAAAACAUGGAAAACAAGAUAUCGUUUUGUCAAGGAGUGGAAUAACAGCAACAGCAGCAUUGACUACAUCACAAAAAGAAUGGGAUCCCUUAAAAAGAAGUAAAGCUAAAGGUUACAGGAUGAAAGCAAUUUUCAAAAUAAGGAAAAAAUCUUAA
Messenger RNA from Clunio marinus, 501 nucleotides. NCBI's taxonomy places the organism in Eukaryota, Metazoa, Arthropoda, Insecta, Diptera, Chironomidae. The record is from the annotation of a GenBank genome assembly.